Bufo gargarizans (Asiatic toad) is the source of this 1305-nucleotide messenger RNA. RefSeq lists its product as uncharacterized. Gene Ontology annotation, molecular function: cell adhesion molecule binding. The transcript is spliced from 6 exons. NCBI's taxonomy places the organism in Eukaryota, Metazoa, Chordata, Amphibia, Anura, Bufonidae. The record is from RefSeq and is a predicted model, not a curated record. Gene Ontology annotation, cellular component: cell-cell junction. Gene Ontology annotation, biological process: cell-cell adhesion. The coding region runs from base 3 to 899 and encodes 298 amino acids.
AUAUGGGUGUUGUCUAUAUACUUCUCCUUAUACAAGGGAUCACUGUGGAAAUGGUUUUGUAUCAACCCCAGAACAUUGUAUCUGUGGAGGUUAAUAGGACGGCAGUCAUCACUUGUGUGUCCAGUGAAGACUUAGAUGCCGGAUUAAAAAUUUCCUGGUAUCAUAGAAAAUGGGGAAGUAGUGAAGCCCCAGUACUGGUGAAGUCCUGCUCCAGUGAUAAUCAUCCACACAAAUAUGUCUGUAAGAAUGAGAAGUACACGUCCUGGCUGGAGAUACAUAAUGUACAGAUUAAUGACUCUGGAGUUUAUUACUGUAUGCAUAAGCACAUUCCAUAUUUUCCACAAUUUGGCAAUGAAACAAAGCUGAAUGUUGGAGACAAAUCCACCCCCAGAAGCUCUAUUCAUAUUCUUGGUCAUCUUCAGCCUCAGCAUUAUAACAGUUCUUUGCUGCUGGCUUGUGUAGUUUUUGUGGCUCAGAAUACAGUCCAUCUACACUGGAACAUCUCAGGAACAUAUUACAAGGGCCAGAUCAUCUCGAGAGAAGAAUCAGAUGGGACAUGGACUGUGAUUAACUUCAUCUCACUUCCGAAGGACAACUGGCAUCAUGGGGACAGGGUUACUUGUGAAGCUUGGAUAACAUCUUCUCCUACCAGUGUCCACUGGGAAAUACCAGGACAAGAUGAGUCCAAUGGAUAUGUUGCCUCUAAAUGUCAAGACUUUAUGAUACCAGUGGUGACUGCCGGGACUUUACUGAUGUUGACUUUGUUGAUUCACCUAAGCAGGACUAUCAAGCUUUCAGAUAAAACAGCUCACAAGGAUCUUGUUAUGGAGGAUGAAAUUGCAUAUGCCGAGUUGAAUAUAAACCAUCUUACCAGACUCAAAAAACAACCCAAACUGUGAACUCCAAGAAUAUUAUAUAAAUGAUGGGAAAAUGCAAAAAUUUCUUCUUACAUAUCAAAGUGGAUGGAUGAUCAGGAUCUCAAUUUACAUUGUUAUUACUCCUUAUAAAAAACUAUUAAUAAUCAGAAUUUCUUUUAAAAAAAAUCUUAAAAAAAAAAAAUCUAUACAGUAGACAGGUCCUUCACUUGGGUUGUAAAUAGAUAUGAGUGAUUCGAUUCAAAUCAAAACUAAUGCAUUUUUCAAAAAUUAACCCUUUCCCGACCAGCGCCGUACUAGUACGGCUCUGUCCGGGUCUUUAACCACUUAAGGACCACAGGUUUAUACCCCCCUAGUGACCAGGCCCUUUUUUACAAAUCGGCACUUCACAACUUUAACGGUUUAUUGCUCGGUCAUGCAACUUGGCACC